AGUCCGGUCACUUGAGUCUCAUGCGACCCCAAGUUCACUUCAAGUCGUCUAAUCGAGGUACACCGACGGGGCGAAAACUGGGGGAACAUGACCAAGAAGUUCGAGUUCAAUUGGCGAAUCGAGGUGCCGGAGCUGCUGAGAAAUGGCUCAGUGUUCGAUCGAUGGUUCGAAGACAAGGAAACGACGGAAUUCGAGCCAAGUUGCAUGUUCAAAGUCGACGAGUAUGGGUUUUUUAUAUAUUGGAAAAGCGAAGGCAAGGAUGGCGAUGUAAUAGAAUUGGCCCAAGUGAGCGACAUUCGUUACGGUGGCACACCAAAGGAUCCAAAGCUGUGCAACAAAGUGGGUAAACACGGGACGAUGGAGCAGGUAGACGAAAAGAGUCUAACCAUAUGUUCAGGCAUCGAUUACACGAACAUCCACUAUCAACACAUUAUUUGUGCCGACGCACAAACCGCUAAGGAUUGGCAAGCUGGUUUGCGAUUAAUCACGCACAACACCAAAGCUUCGAAUGUAUGCCCGACGAUCCAGCUGAUGAAACAUUGGAUGAGAUUGAGUUUUCAAGUGGAUCCCAAAGGAAAAGUGCCGGUGAAAGUUAUAUCCAAAACUUUUGCCUCUGGAAAAACUGAGAAACUCGUGUAUCAGUGUCUUUCUGACUUAGGCUUACCUAGCGGAAAAAGCGACAAAAUUGAGCCGAAAGAUUUCACGUUCGACAAAUUCAAAACCUUAUACUUUAAAAUUUGUCCUCGAAAUGACAUCGAAGAAUUAUUCCAAUCAAUCACGAAAGGACACUCAGAGUCGAUUACUCUGGCUCAGCUGGUGCAAUUCAUGAACGAGAAACAGAGGGAUCCUAGACUGAACGAAAUCUUGUAUCCUCUUUAUGACGAGAAACGAUGCACGGAAAUAAUCAACGAUUACGAGGAGGAUGAGAAAAUGAAAGCUGCGAAAUCUUUAACCAAGGACGGGUUCAUUCGUUAUUUGAUGUCGGAUGAAAAUGCACCCGUAUUCUUGGAUAAACUGGAGGAAUGUAUGGAUAUGGAUCAACCCCUCGCCCAUUACUAUAUCAACUCGAGCCACAACACGUAUCUAAGUGGUAGACAAAUCGGUGGCAAAAGUACUGUCGAAAUGUAUAGACAAGUUCUGCUAGCUGGCUGCAGGUGUGUGGAGCUCGACUGCUGGGACGGAAAGGGAGAAGACGAAGAACCAAUAAUAACUCACGGUAAAGCCAUGUGCACCGACAUUCUUUUCAAAGACGUUAUUUACGCCCUAAGAGACACUGCGUUCGUCACCUCGGAGUACCCUAUAAUUUUGAGUUUCGAGAACCACUGCUGCCUCAAACAGCAAUACAAAUUAGCCAAAUACUGCGACGAAAUAUUGGGCGAUUUAUUGCUGAAGGAACCGCUCAAAGACUACCCACUCGAGCCUGGACAUCCGCUUCCACCCCCGAGCGCACUGAAACGCAAGAUACUAAUCAAGAAUAAGAGGCUGAAACCAGAGGUGGAGAAAGUCGAGCUCGAGUUAUUCCGCUCCGGGCAAUUCGAGGCGAAGGAUGAAGUGGUUGAAGAUCCAAACGCUCCUCCAGCACCACCCAAGGAAGAAGUACCACCUGAAGCACCUCCGCCAGCUGAGGGAGGCGCACCAGGUGAAGGAGGCGCUGAAGGAGAAGCACCACCAAUUCAGUACACUGGUAGCACAAUGGCGUGCCAUCCUUGGCUAUCCUCCAUGAUUAAUUAUGCACAACCAGUGAAAUUCCAGAGCUUCGAAACGGCAGAGAAGAAAAACAUCUACCACAACAUGUCCUCGUUCUCGGAGACCGCCGCACUUAAUUAUCUGAAAACGAAUGCCGUGGAAUUUGUUAAUUACAACAAACGUCAAAUGAGUCGAAUCUAUCCCAAAGGCACACGGGCCGAUUCUUCAAACUACAUGCCUCAGGUCUUCUGGAACGCAGGCUGUCAGAUGGUGGCAUUGAAUUUCCAAACGCCAGACUUGCCUAUGCAAUUGAACCAAGGAAAGUUCGAAUUCAACGCCACGACUGGAUAUUUAUUGAAACCGGAAUUCAUGAGGAGGCCAGACAAGAUCUUCGAUCCGUUCUCCGAAGACGUGGAUGGUGUCAUCACUGCACAGUGUUCCGUUCGAGUGAUAGCAGGCCAAUUCUUAUCUGACAAGAAAGUGGGCACCUACGUCGAAGUAGAUAUGUACGGUCUGCCAGCAGACACUAUUAAAAAGGAAUUUAGGACACGAAUGGUUCCUGCGAACGGUUUGAAUCCAGUUUACAACGAGGAGCCGUUCCUCUUUCGAAAAGUUGUGUUACCAGACUUGGCUGUGCUUAGACUUGGCGUAUACGAGGAGAGUGGCAAACUAUUGGGUCAACGAAUUUUACCGCUGGACGGUCUUCAGGCUGGCUACAGACAUAUUUCGCUAAAAACCGAGGCGAAUUUCCCCAUGGCACUGCCGAUGUUGUUCUGCAACAUCGAGCUGAAGAUUUACGUGCCCGAUGGAUUCGAAGACUUUAUGGCUAUGCUGUCCGAUCCGGGCGCAUUCGGCAAAGGAGCGGAGAAGCAAGCCGAGACGAUGAAAGGGCUCGGGAUCGAGCAAACCGACGCGAAAGCUGAGGCCAAGAAGAAGAAAGAGGAGGAGGCUAAAAAGGAGGAGUACAAACCGGAACCGAUCACAAUCGACUCGCUACGCAAGGAGAAAACCUUCAAGCUCGGGAAAAAGCAGCAAAAGGAAUUGGACACGAUGAGGAAGAAGCACCUGAAAGAACGGCAAACGAUGCAGAAGAAUCAUUGCUCCGCCAUCGAUAAAUUGGUAAAAGGAAAAGACAAAAGCGCGUUAAUCCAGGAUGCCAAUGUGAAGAAAGUUAUCAGCGAGCAGACCGCGCAGUGGUCGGCCAUGGUGGAGAAGCAGAGGAAAGAGGAAUGGGAGUUGCUGAAGACACAUACGGAGACUGCUAGGGAGGAGUUCAAAAAAUUAAUCGAAGUUGUCCAGGCUGGACAGGUUAAGCAAUUGCAAGCGAAACACGAUAAAGAUAUCAAAGAAAUGAACGCGAAUCAAGUGAAAAUAUCCGUAGAGACGGCCAAAGAGGUAAUGAACGACAAGGCGCUAAAGUCAAAAGGUGACAAGGACCGUCGAAUCCGCGAAAAGAAGGAGCAGAACACGAAGAAGUUUAUGCAGGAAAGGAAAAACGUGCAGAUCAAACAAGGCCGUGAAAAGGAAAAGCUGAAAGUCAGCCACGAGAAGCAAGUGGCUGGGCUGGACGGCGAAAUUGACUCGGUAAAAUUUGUUAAUUUUUCCUUUGAAAGUAAUUGUUUCCUUUUCUCCCUAAUAUUAAGCUCGCGACGAGUGUACCGGGUAAGUUAUAUUAUUUAAACAAUAGAAUAUAUUUAACGAACGUUUCUCUGUUGCAGACUAUCGAAAUGUAUAAGAACGAAGCAAUUCAAUACGAUUUAUCGUCCAAAACGGAAUUCUUUGUAUGAAUAUUACAUUCAUACACAUUUUUCUACGAUGGAGAUUUACACUUCUAUUUCUACUUCGUACCUUGCUAUUACACGAUGUUUCAUCGUUUUUUAUUUAUGUUUUAUAUCUGUUAAUCGUUUAUAUACGCGUGAUAUGUUUGAUAAGUCUUAAAAACAAAUGUACAAAUGUGAUUAUAAUACACGAAUAAACAUAAAACGUUA
This is a messenger RNA of Hylaeus volcanicus, 3674 nucleotides long. RefSeq names its product 1-phosphatidylinositol 4,5-bisphosphate phosphodiesterase-like. NCBI's taxonomy places the organism in Eukaryota, Metazoa, Arthropoda, Insecta, Hymenoptera, Colletidae. Gene Ontology annotation, biological process: lipid metabolic process; phosphatidylinositol-mediated signaling. The transcript is spliced from 19 exons. The record is from RefSeq and is a predicted model, not a curated record. The coding region runs from base 88 to 3366 and encodes 1092 amino acids. Gene Ontology annotation, molecular function: phosphatidylinositol-4,5-bisphosphate phospholipase C activity; calcium ion binding.